CCGCGUUUCCGUUGUGUGAUAGUGAUAGCUCCGGUUGGCUCUGUGUUUGGCGGGUUGCGUUUCGCUUGGAUUAUUCAGUGAUAACGAAUCAGUGCUCUGGGAACCUUUUUGGAUGAUACGAACGAACCACGCCGAUACUCUGAUUCAACGUUUCAAGAAAAAGAUGCUGAGAGGGUAGGGGGAUGCCCGAGAUUAGUCGCUCGGACUCGCAAAGAUCGGACUCCUCCAUUAAACCUCGAGUAUCUUUCAACAGAGAUGUCCACAUAAAGAAAAUAGGUCACCCGGAUGCUCCUAGCGUUGUAGGGGCGCUCGCGGGAGAUGGAGAGGGGCACCUGGUGCCGACGGCGGUGCGGCGGGAGGGCCCCAGCCGGCUGUCCAGGCGGGAGCUGGCCAAGGAGGCCGAGAAGGUCCUCAAGCAGGCCGAAAGCGUCGUCUGCGUCCCCAUCUCCGAGUCGGGGGCCAUCAUCGAAGAGAAGCCCAGCAGGCCCACUAGAAAUCAUAUCCCACAUAGGUCUAACUUGACAAGGAGGUCCAGUUUUGGAGGCUCCGACAACAAGCAUGAGCUUUCCAGCAAAAAGCAAGGAAAACCGAACCUAAUUUCGUCGGUCUUCAACUCGUUGGAUCGAUCGAAAAGCAAGAAGAAGACCGAAGCACGUGAGAACGAAGACUACCGGUACAAUCUGCGACGGAGCAGCCUCCACGACGACACGGGGACCAACAGCCUCCCGCGGAGCACUCAAAAUCGCUCGAGAACCCGAAUCGGGCGCAGCGUGAGCGACGCCGGAAGCCGGAAGCCCCUCGACCGGAAACCGGAAGAGAAGAAAACCAUCUCCAUAUUCGCCACCCUGGACCGCCUCCGCAACCCGAACCGAAAAGCGAAACCGCAUUACGCGGGCUCCAAAUCCGACGUCGAGGUCAGGAACGUGGCCAACCGCAACGGUGACGUCAUCGACUACUCGCGCACGAACCACGUGCAGAGGAACCCCUCGCCGGUGGUGGCGCCGCGGCGGAAGAAGAAGCAACUAUCGCCCAUCAUCGAGAUCACCCCCCGGGAGGACUACUUCGAGUCGUCGUCGGAGAAGCACCAGCCGUACAGUCUGGGGGGCGGCGAGUACGAGAGCCUGGGCCGAAGGCCGCGGGACGAGGUGGACCCGCCGGUGAGGAAGCAGCACUACAGCCUCGGCGGAGGAGACUACGAGAGCACCGAGCGGAAGCCGAAAGCGGCCGGACCGCGCUACGCGGAAUUGACGGACGACGAUAGCGACAUUGGCGGAAAAAUUUUAGCGACGCCUUCGCCGACCCGAGCGCCGACGAUCGACAAAUUGAUUCAGAAGUUGAGCGAGGAGCGACGCAAUAGAGCGGCGAGCAAAGCGGCUGCGAGCUCGAGCCCACUUGUCGAGCCGGACGAGGGCCGCCAACAUAACGACAACAAACCGUUCUCGUACACGGAGCCGCCCACCAAGGCUGACGCGGACGGAGGACAUGUAAUCUACGCCCAAGUCGUCGCGAGCGGAGGCGUCGACGGCAAACCCGCGGCAAAACAAACCGUGCACGCGACAGUCAGUCCGAAUCGACUGCUCGACGACGAGCGGAGCCGCGCCAUGGGCCAGGACCGUGCGUCACCCACCUCGCGCAUCCCCGAACCGGAGAAGAUCCUCAACCUCAUCCGCGCCCAGAGCAAGCCCGUCCCCCUCGAGCCGGAGUCCUACAAGCCCAGGACCGAGACCUUCAUCAGGAUCGAGCGGGACGACCCCUUCGGGACCCGCGGACGCGGCGACGGCAUGGAGCUCAACGGCCGGCGCAACUCCUCCUUCGACCGGGACGACCUCACCGUCUUCCGCGAGAAGUACGGCUCCCUCCUGGACAAGCGCUCGCCGAGCCUCAACGAGACCGACAUCGGGUGGUACAGCACCCCCGCCCGGAACCUCAGCCACCGGCGGAACCUCCUCGAGUCGAAGAUCGAGGACAAGCAGCGCCGCCUCACCCUCACGGCCGGCCAGCUCAACCUCAACAACCAGAAGAACAACAAGCUCAGCGAGCUCCUGGACGACACCUCCGACCUGACCAAGAACCGGUAUUUCGAGACGAAGUUGGUCCACGAGUCCAGUGAGCAGAGGCGACAUUCCCUGAAGAAGGAUGUCUCCGAUUCGGGCGUGGAGCUGAGCGACUACCGGAAGGAGUCGCUGAACGGCUACGCUCGGAAGAUCGAGCCGCCCCCAAGGGCGAAGUUGGAGAACAAGGCGCUGUACCACCAGAGGGUGGUGUCGACGAGGACCCACUCGGAGGUGCCGAAGGUGGAGCGGCCGCCGCGGAGCAAGCUGUCGAGCAAGAGCUUCUCGGCGACGAAGACGGUGCAGGAGAAGAAGCGCGAGGCGGUGCCGAGUGGCGCCACGCUGGUGCGGCGCUACAGCCAGAACGAGACGACGCGCUACCGGAUCGAGCCGAAGACGGCGCCCGGGGCCCUGGCGGCGCCGGAGAAGAAGCUCACCAAGAUGGAGAAAGUGAAACAGUUUUUCGGUGUGAACGCGAAGAAGAAGCGGGGCCCGGAAGAGGUGGUCGUGCAGCGGUACCGGGAGUACAAGGGCAGUGAUACCGAUGACCCGUCGUCGUCCGAGAUUCGUCGCCGCGCAUCCACGCAAGAUUCGGAUAACCCUACUUACGAGGAGUAUUACGCGGUGCGACAAAGACUGGCGACCCCGAGCCCCCGCCCGCCGUCCGAGGCGACGACCGUCAUCAGCAACAGUCAACGAAGUCAUCGCAGUCAACCGCACAUCUCCGACGACCGCAAUACCUGGUUCAAAUCCCUCGAUCGACUAACCCACAAAAACAAAACCAAACCUAGCAAGGCUGUCUCGAAACUACGUCAUAACGCAGUAUCAGAAGGCAGUGAAAAUGACGAUGAAGUACGAAUUCACCAUAUAUCAUCACCAAGGCGAAGCAGUGAUGACCGAACGUUGAGAUUUUCUGAAUCGGAACCGGAAAUGAGAACCUAUUCAACAAAUAGAAAAUACAACACGGAUAGUUCACCAGACAGCAACACAGAAGGAGAUAGCCGAUCGUCCCAAAAGUCUGUCGUUUAUCUACACGCAACAACAGUUGGAGAUAUUCCUGGAUCAAAAAAGUUGCAUAGCUCAGUUUUAAGUAAUGGAAGACGUGCCAUGAGUAGAGAGGAGCUUUCAUCCAAUAAUUCUGUUUCCCUGUCACCUCAAAAAAGGACCCUGUCUCGAUCCAUCAGCGUUCUCGCACCUUGGAGGCCAAAACACCCCCGUGAAUCACUGGAAAUCGACUACAGUCAAGACCAAACAGAUGGGAAACCUCCAAAACCUCCCCUCAAAGGGAGAGCCCACAGCGGAGCCAGCACAGUGAAAAGUCGAAAAAAUGAUCAAGAAAACCUUGCAAAAAACAAACAAGGAAAAACUAAGAACAUUUUUGGGAAACUUUCAGGGAAAAACAAAUCAGUUGAUCAGCCAAAUGAUGAAUACAAAACAAAAAGACGUGCCUCUAAUGAUUUAAUAUUUACGGGUAAGAAAGAGAACUGGGAUUCGUACUUAGGAAAAAGCAUUGAUAGCUUUCAUGAUUACCGAAGAGGCAGUAAAUCAUCGGGAAACAAGGUAGACUACACAUCUAGCAAUUCCCUUUACGAUCGUAGCCGAAAAUUAUCUGAUUCGACGACUACGACUGACUAUCCUUACUCAAGAAAAUACUCAACUGAUGCUAGUGAUGCGACGAGUAAGUUACGUCCACAAUCACGAAACAGCAGCGAAUACAUAAUACCAGUUGUUCGUUUUGAUCCUAACGACUCUGAUGAAAGUAAGAGACACAUAUUAGUUGAAACUUUAGGAAAGAAAAGGAAUUCUAAGCAAAAAGAAGACUCUGAAAAACUCUCUCGAUCUACCUCUUUUCCAAAAGACUCUAAAUUUACCUCUGGAUGGUUCAAACCAAAAAACAAAGUGUGAUUACCUAACAUUUCAAGACUUUACGAUGACUCACAGGUCAGGUAGAGAGUCCUACCAGGUGUUGAAUGGGGUAAUUAAAAAUGGAAUAAAAAAUAAAAAAUGAUGAGAGCUGGGGAAUGAAGGAUUAUUUUCAUAGUGCACUCUCACUGUUUAAGCACAGUAUCUUAUUGAAGAGGAGAAGAAAUUUCUUCUGUUUUUCUGGGGAAAAAAAGGAGAGAACUCCAUUUUUUCUCAUUUUCUUCCUCUUUUGCAAUGAAAGCACUUUUAAAAAACCUCACUUACUUAAGAAAUACAACAAAAAAAAAAAAUUACCCUCCCUACAAUGGAAAUUUCCGUGAUGAUAUUUUUUUGAUUACACUUAAUAAAUACAUAUUCUUGGCCGUGUAAAAUUGUACUCAUGAAGAAAUUAACACAAAAAGAAUGAAGAAUUUUUAAGGGUUAAAAAUGUUUAUCAUUCAUUUGAAGAGGGAUAAGAGUAUUCUUGUUGUUUCGUCCACUGACUUUUAGAACAUUCCAAAGAUGUUUUCCUUACUUGCCUGAUAUCUUUUCAAGAACAAAAGGCUUUAAUCAUAACUACUAUUUUUGAUUUGUAGAUGAUUCAUAAAACAAAAUUACUGGGACAAAAUUAAAUUCCCGUGCACAGUUUUUUCUAAAAAAUAAACGAUACAACAGAUAUACUUUUAAUACAUUUACUAGUCAACUAAUUUAUUGUCUUUAUUAACUUAUCCUACGUUAAUGAAUACUUACUAAUUUGAACAUAGAAAGCAUUGUCCUUACAAGGCACGUCUUUAUUAACGAAGUCAAUUUUGUAGAUAGAAAAUUUAACAGAACUCAGAGAAAAAAUUACCUAACUCAUAAUGUGUAAAUUUAUUUUUUUUUCUAUUUGUAAUUAAUUGGUUAUUAUACUUCAUUACCUUUCUUUUUUUCCUUUUUUUUUGAGGUCUGUUUUCCAUGCAGGACACCAAUUAAUUGCUCCUUACGGAGCAAGGAUAAUUUUGUGAUGUUUUUUCCUUGUUUGUUUCCCUUUUGUAAUAAAACUUGAUCAUUUUUUCAUGUUCUCUGACUGAAGGAACAACUCGACGAACACAUUUUAUUUUAGUUUGUUAAAUGAUUGGCAAUGUUAAUAGUUAAUAAUAAAUACAAUUCUAAUUCAAUUAAAACAAAAA
Bemisia tabaci is the source of this 5122-nucleotide messenger RNA. RefSeq names its product bloated (gene blo). The record is from RefSeq and is a predicted model, not a curated record. NCBI's taxonomy places the organism in Eukaryota, Metazoa, Arthropoda, Insecta, Hemiptera, Aleyrodidae.